UUUUCUUGCAUCAGUUAGCCAUUGACCAUAUGAAGACACAAAGCAUAAACACUAAACAAUACCGUAAACGACUCAAACUAAUCCAUCAGAUUGAAGGAGGAAGGAGUCUUUAUAUUCCUUCCUCUUUCGAUUUUCUCCCUUUGAUCUCUCUUCUCAGAAAGUUUCAUUUGCGAUUCUCAUCUUGGUCUCCAGUUUCCGCAUUGAUCAGACAUCAAGACUAGCUCCUAUUGCAUGCACAUGUAUACGUGCAUGCAUAUCUCAAAUCUUCUGUUACCAAACCGAUUAUUUUUUAUAUCCAUUUCUCGAAGGAUUAAUUUUCAGUCGAUAUUAUUAACAAGACAUGACAUCCGUGGGGUUCUGCGGGUUGAAGCCGUUACUCUUUCGUCAUCGCAAGACAAAUAUUUUUGAGGGAAUGAAAGUCUCUACGCCUAAGAAGUCUUCGAAGGCGCAGACUCAGAGCAAAGAAAAUGGAGAGUCGUUGGAAUUGUCAUUCGUGGGAGCAGACCAAUUGAUAUUAAUGGUGGAGAUCCAUAAAAAGAUCUUGGCAUUCAGAGACAUCAUGGACCUAGCUCCAUGUAACAGCUCUGCUUCCUUACGUGAGAUGGUUAUGAGAACCCUGCAAGAUCUACAAAGGCUUUACCCUGCAAUCAUACCAAAAAGUGAAGUGUCCAAGUUUAAGGACAAGCCUAUAGACAAGACUAUGGCCUACUUCUGCAAGGCCUUGAAGUCUCUUGGAGAAUCGUGGAUGAUGAAUAAUGAUUGGAUGAAUAAGCUCAAUAUUGCAUUACCAUCAUGCAAGGAUAACAGCAAUAUGCGUCAUUUGGGUGAGGCCAUGUUGGUGACUCUAGACAGUUUGAUGAAGUUGGCAAGCGAGAAAUUUGACAUAGAGGAAUAUGAGCACCAUAAGAAAGAGUUGAUGAGCCCACGGUCCAGCUCAUUUGGAAAAUACAUAAUGAGAUGCUCUUCCUUUUCAGACAGCAGCUACUCUUGCUGCUCUUCUCCUGCCACACCUAAAUCUGUGCUCCCAGAGAUGAUGAAAUACAAUGCCAGACAUGGAGACAGUCCAAGAAGUUCUUGUGCCUCACCACAUCAUUUGUCAUCCCUCAGAGUUCAAGCUGUGGGAAAGUUGAACCCAAUUGAUGUAAAGCGCUUGUCUUCCCAAACAUCACCAACAAAUAUUCACAAGGUAGAAGAGGAAACCAAAAUGGAAGUGGAUGACAAGGUUUCAAGCCCUAGAAAGGACUCAACAGAAGAUCUAGUGUUCCACUUGGACACAUCAGAAGAAUCAGAUUGCUCAACCAACGAUCAUAAACAUACAACCAAACCUCAACCAAACUCUCCUAAACCAGCACAAACACCUCUACAAGAAGAAGCAAUACCUGUAUCUUCAUCUUCCCCUUCACCUUCCCCUUCACUUACACCCUCAUCCCCUCCAACACCAUGCAUACUACAAUCUCCCCCAUCCAUGACCAUGGUAGAGACUACGCCAGCAACAGCUCCACCACCUCCACCACCCAUUCCCUCGAAAGGUGGAUCAGUUCCAGCACCUCCACCACCGGCACGAGGCGGCGGAAAUGGAGGGGGCCCACCACCGCCACCUCCUCUUGGAGGAGGAAGAUCCUUGCGCGCUAAGGCAACUACUAAGUUGAAAAGAUCGACACAACUAGGCAACCUGUAUCGAACUCUGAAAGGAAAAGUGGAAGGCGAGAGCCUAACUGUAAAAUCUGCUGGGAAAAAAGGUGCCAUUGGAGGAGCAAGCAACGGAGGGAAACAAGGAAUGGCUGAUGCUCUAGCAGAGAUGACAAAAAGAUCCUCUUACUUCCAACAAAUAGAAGAAGAUGUUCAGAAGUACACUGAGCAAAUCAUAGAGCUGAGAUCUUCCAUUACUAAUUUCAAGACAAAGGAAAUGGCAGAAUUGAUCAAGUUCCACAAAGAAGUUGAAUCCGUUCUUGAGAAUCUAACUGAUGAGUCCCAGGUGCUAUCACGGUUUGAAGGAUUCCCCACAAAGAAGUUGGAAGCUAUGAGAAUGGCAGCAGCACUGUGCAAUAAGUUGAACUCAUUACUAACUGAGCUUCAAAACUGGAAAAUAGUGCCUCCCCUCGGCCAGCAACUGGACAAGGUUGAUCGUUAUUUCAGCAAGAUCAAAACAGAUUUGGAUGCUUUGGAAAGAACCAAAGACGAAGAAACUAAGAAGUUUAAGGGUCACAACAUCGAAUUUGACUUCAGCAUUCUUAUAAAGAUCAAGGAAGCAUUGGUGGACCUUUCCUCCAAUUGCAUGGAGUUGGCACUUAAGGAGAAGCGUAAUGCCGCCGCCGCUGAUGGUGGUGGUAAGAAUGAGAGACCAAAAAAGGGAGGUGCUUCGUUGCUUUGGAAAGCUUUCCAAUUUGCAUUUCGGGUCUACACUUUUGCUGGUGGCCUUGAUGAUCGUGCAGACAAGCUAACAAAAGAAUUGGCCCAGGAAAUACAAAGUGACCCGAACCCUAACCAACUAUGAUUUAGUUGGAUUUAUGCUUUGUACAUGCAUGGAGUAAAAGUUGACAUAUAUGGUUGUGACAUGGUGAGGUUCUUUCUGCAUAUCCAUCAUGAACCCCCUAUUUUAGUCUCAAAGCCAUUUGUAUAUUAAUGAUCCUUGGCAAUUCGGAGUUAUAAUUUUUAAAUUUUGAUAGGAGCUAGUCAUGCUUGGAGAGUUUUGAAAAUUAAUUGCGGGAACUCUACUGGAAGUAUGAAGCUAAACUUUGCAACUUCACCAUAGGUUGUUCUAUAUAUGUUUAUAUACAUGAUAUAUGUUGAUAUAUAUAGUUCCCCCUUAUCAGUUU
Cajanus cajan (pigeon pea) is the source of this 2816-nucleotide messenger RNA. The record is from RefSeq and is a predicted model, not a curated record. NCBI's taxonomy places the organism in Eukaryota, Viridiplantae, Streptophyta, Magnoliopsida, Fabales, Fabaceae.